This is a messenger RNA of Brienomyrus brachyistius, 5550 nucleotides long. Its product is annotated as solute carrier family 23 member 2-like. The transcript has 16 exons. Lineage: Eukaryota; Metazoa; Chordata; Actinopteri; Osteoglossiformes; Mormyridae. The record is from RefSeq and is a predicted model, not a curated record. Gene Ontology annotation, molecular function: transmembrane transporter activity. Gene Ontology annotation, biological process: L-ascorbic acid metabolic process; transmembrane transport. The coding region runs from base 413 to 2560 and encodes 715 amino acids. Gene Ontology annotation, cellular component: membrane.
UGCUGUUUAUUUUUCAACAUGUUUGAGCUGUGAAUUCGUGUUGUGGUGUGUGAUACGGAACAGUGGCAUCGCCUCCUUCAUCACCAUAAUGCUUCGGUUUUGCCCGGGCUCCUGGGCGUUAAGUGUCCAGGUAUGAAGUCAUAUUCAUUAAUGACUGUAAAAUAAUUUGAAUUAUUGUACUCCUAUUAGUAAUCUUUGGCUACAUGGUGCCCAGCGUGCGGCUUCGACAGGGAUGAGCUCCCCCAUUCAGCGCAUGUGUGACCUCUUUCCGGCAUGCUGUGGCUGCACUGUUCCUCCAGGAUGAGCUCAGACCGAUCCGUAGUAUUGUACAUACGGAAUGAGGUUAAAUGCAUGAUGGUGUCCUACACGGCACCGGCUCACUGUAGGUCAGAUAACGGAAAAUGCACCGGCGAUGGGUCUCAACAAUAACGGGGGCACCAUGUGUUUGAGAUGUCCCCUGGCACGCCGUUUUCCCGGAGCGAUGUGUGAACUAGAUGAUGUUGGUGAGCAGCGCUUGGGACAUGUGAGCAGUCUGCUGAAGAGCGAAAGCUGCUUGGGAAGGAAGGCCAGUGAAGAGGGAGGCGUCUGCAUGGGCGUGGGGAAGAACACCACCUCCAAGGGCGUGGAUUCGGGGGCAGAGGGAGCCAUGUACGAAGAGGAGAGCAAAUGCACUGCGGACUUCUACCCUAUUCCUGUGGUGGUAAACGGUGUCCAGGCCGUGUCGGAGCAGGAUGCUGAGGACACGCAGCUCAUGGCCAUCUAUAGCAAGGAGAUGGAAGGUGGCGAGAAGAGCUCGCUGUCGGAGACGGUGGACAGCACAGGGAGUAUGGACAAAAGGGGAAUGGACAUGAUCUACACCAUCGAGGACAAACCCCCCUGGUACCUCUGCGUCUUCCUCGGGCUACAGCACUACCUGACCUGCUUCAGCGGCACCAUUGCUGUCCCCUUCCUGCUCGCUGAGGCCAUGUGCGUCGGCUUCGACCAGUGGGCCACCAGCCAGCUCAUCGGCACCAUCUUCUUCUGCGUGGGCAUCACCACCCUGCUGCAGACCACGCUGGGCUGCCGCCUCCCCCUGUUCCAGGCCAGCGCCUUUGCCUUCCUAGCUCCUGCCCGUGCCAUCCUGUCCCUUGAGAAGUGGAAGUGUAACACUACAGUCAUUCCCACGUUGAACAGCACGGAGUUGCCAAACACGGAUCAUAUCUGGCACCCGAGGAUACGAGAGAUUCAGGGAGCCAUCAUCGUGUCGUCCAUGAUCGAGGUGUGCAUCGGGGCCCUGGGCCUUCCAGGGAUGCUGCUGAAGUACAUCGGCCCGCUUACCAUCACCCCCACCGUGGCCCUCAUCGGCCUCUCGGGGUUCCAGGCUGCAGGGGAGAGGGCAGGCAAGCACUGGGGCAUUGCCAUGCUGACCAUCUUCCUGGUGCUGCUCUUUUCCCAGUACGCACGCAACGUCCAGCUGCCCCUCCCCAUCUACCAGGCCAAGAAGGGUUGGACCUCCUACCGCCUUCAGCUCUUCAAGAUGUUCCCGAUCAUCAUGGCCAUCCUGGUUUCCUGGCUGCUGUGCUUCAUCUUCACUGUGACCGACGUCUUUCCGCCCAAGAGAGAGCAGUACGGCUUCUACGCCCGUACUGACGCCAGACAGGGAAUCCUCACUGUGGCCCCGUGGUUUAAGAUCCCUUACCCCUUCCAGUGGGGCCUGCCCACCGUCACCACGGCCGGCGUGAUUGGCAUGAUGAGUGCCGUGGUGGCCAGCAUCAUCGAGUCCAUCGGUGAUUACUACGCCUGCGCCCGCCUGUCCUGCGCCCCCCCACCGCCCGUCCACGCCAUCAACAGAGGGAUCUUCAUCGAGGGGGUGUCCUGUGUGGUGGACGGUAUAUUUGGGACAGGGAAUGGCUCCACCUCUUCCAGCCCCAACAUCGGGGUGCUAGGCAUCACCAAAGUGGGCAGCCGGCGCGUGAUUCAGUACGGCGCCGGCUUUAUGCUGCUGCUGGGCCUGGUGGGCAAGUUCAGCGCGCUGUUCGCCUCGCUGCCGGACCCGGUGCUGGGCGCCCUCUUCUGCACGCUCUUCGGCAUGAUCACCGCCGUGGGUCUCUCUAACCUGCAGUUCGUCGACCUGAACUCCUCCCGCAACCUCUUUGUCCUGGGCUUCUCCAUCUUCUUCGGCCUGGUGCUGCCCAGCUACCUGAAACAGAACCCGCUGGUGACAGGCAUCAUUGAGAUCGACCAGGUGCUCAACGUGCUCCUGACGACAGCCAUGUUCGUCGGUGGCUCCGUGGCAUUCGUCCUGGACAAUACCAUUCCUGGCUCUAUGGAGGAGAGGGGCAUCCGCAAGCUGAAGAGGGGCUCCGGCCUCGGCACGGCCGAACUGGAGGGCUUGCGCUCUUACGACCUCCCGUUUGGUAUGGCCUUCCUGCGCCGCCACCGGCUUUUCCAGCACCUUCCUAUCAGCCCCACCUUCGUGGGCUGCGACUGGGACGUGUCACAGGGUCGCUGUUGGAGGCGCGGCAGCAGAGCGGGUGGAGCACGCGGAAGUGGCGCCGCGACGGCUGAGGCUGGCGUAUAGCGAGCGAGGGGCGGGUCAUGGAGCCUGCCGGUGCCAUGGGGGCGUCACACCAUGCCAUCCCCGUCCCCCCAGCGGGACUGAGCCGUGCUUCUUCUGCACCUCUACCAAACCCUCAGCUCCGCUUUAUUAUUCAUUCUAUUGCCACUUUUUUGGCUGCUAAAUUAUUACCUGUUUGGUCUUUUGUUUGAAUGCAUUUUUUUUAUGUACUUGUACUUUAAGAACAGGCCAAUGCAAAAAAAAAAUGUUUAUUUUCAUCUCUGCCGCCAAAAUACCAGUAGAUUCAGACUGAAGGACUAUUAAUAUUUUUUUUGUGUGUGAUUGUGAAUGAGAACUGGAAGUAAAAGGACAUCGACGGAAUAAGGGAAUCGCUCCCUCAUGGGGCUUGUGGGACGUGCUGUCAGCCGGUAUUCAGCCUGACGUCAGCGUCUGCCGGUCUGACUCUCAGCACCCAGGGGUCAGGGGGCCCUGUUUUAUUUUCACUUCUAAUUUAUCAUUUUAUUUCCUGUUUCAAAAGCAAGCCUGCACUGCUCUUAAGACGUAGGGACAGAAGAAUCCCAUCCCCAAGGAGAACCACAACAGGGGAAGCUCGAUACAAACACUUAUCCAUGUUUGUCUGCAAACACACAAAGAAACACACAUGUGCACAGCAACAUGCACAGAUCGCGCAUGCAGGCAAGAUCAUGUUAAUGCUAAUGGCUUGUGCUGUUUAUGCAAAAGAGUAGAUUUUUUUGACCUGCUUUAAAGAAUGAACGCGGAGAAUGUCACCUUCGAUCUGAUUUGCAAUCUGCUUUUUUUUCCUAUUCAUUUCAUUUUUUGUUUUGAAAACAGAAGUGCUGUUUCAGGACAGGAAAGCGUUUCUCAGAUAAAAUUUCCACGCAGCUCUUUUCAUGAUUGGAAAGUGAAACGGGCUGUACAGGGUAAUCCUUGCAUGAUUAUUAUUUUUUGUGGGGGGCCAAGGGGGGGCUGCUUGACCACCGAUUUGCCGAUCACAGUUCUCUGAUUAGUCUUUAAAAGACAUUUAGACCCCUUCUCUAGGUUCUGUUGAUCUGGUCCAUCCAUCAUCACGGUCGGGAUAAAGAUGCAUGUGUGAUGGGGACGGUCCACAGCGGCAUGAUCCACAGGACGACAGCUCAGCAACACACUAACGAUCACACGUCACGGUUCUGUUUCCGUUUCCAUUACUCUUAUUUUUACACUGCUUAUUCCCUAAAGACACUACUCCCGUUCAAUCUGUCUGGGCUGGCUGUUCGUUUGACCUGGAGGGGGGGCCCCACAUGCAGAUUAUAUAUGUAGUUCUGUGUCAUAUGUGUUCUGUUAGUUUCCUGCACUGAGACUGAUCCAUCUGUAAGAGUCUUUGCAGGCUGCACUAUGCUGGUACAUGGCAGAUGCAAAGUAUCGUAUUAUGACUCUGCGAUUGGCAGACGGUGGACAAACGGCCGUUGUUUGAUCACUGUCUGCUUGAACUGGGUUUGCAAAGCACUUACUUUCCGAACAUUCCCACCCAUGUAUGCAAUGGAAUUGUAGCUGUAAUUUGUAACAUUUGUAUCCAGGGCACCAGAGCUUACAUUUCCAUCUAUACUGAUGCACCAAACAUUUUCAAGAUACUACAAGGUGGUUCCAAUGAGUAGACGCUAAGCUGAGCAUUCAAACUUGGCUUCUAGAGAAUGCUACCGGAGUGAUUGUUAAUGCAUAUUUAUUUUAUUUAUAAUUUGUCAGUAUUUUUUCUGGUAGUGUUGCAUCUUUGCGUACUCGGUGGCUCCCGUUUUAGAAGUUAAUUUAUUGGAGUAUAAAGUUUACUGUCUGAUCCCUUUACUGAAGAAAUUGAGCAGAAUACUGCAUUUGGUGCUGGCAGUUAGCACAGUUAGUGUGCUUCUUUCCUUCAGCUGCCAGAAUAGACAGUUUAUAAGGGAAAUGCUUUGCUUUGAUUCAGAAGCGUCUGUCCAUAUUUUGCAAAGCUAGUAAUUGUAAAUGGUGCAGUUCUUGAGACCAUAGGGUGUGGCGUAAUGAUUUCUUAAGAUGCCUCUGUGACACGCACAAACGCACACUCCCUAUGGAUGGUGCAAAUAUUUAGACUUUAACUGUUCUUUAACUUGCUUUCUCUCUUUCUUUUUUUUUUGUUCCAUGUUCUGGGCAUAACCCUGGAUGUUAUUUUAGUAAGCAUGAGUGGCACUGGAUGGUAAUUUCUCUUGCUCUUUGUUGAAUUAUUAUUAUUUUUAUUUGUGGUUCCUGGUUUUUCAUGGACGCUACUGUCAUGCCGUUAGCUGUGAAUGCAAACUGGGGCAGUGACAGAGGCGUCUUGUCAUUCCAAAGAAAAAACCUCCCAGCCCAUCUCUGAGCAGACCUGAGGCGUGCGACUCCGCAGCCUGGGGGGCCGUCUGAUACCAGUCUGCCGAUUUUAGGUCCGGCAAAUACAGCCCGGCAUUGGUGUUGGUGCCUCACAGGGUCUGUGUCAUAUAGCGGUGCCACAUCUGGAAUCUCGAACCCUGGUCACGAUGGGGCUACGUUACCAGGAGGCUUAAAUAAAGACCCUUUCAGUUAUUUUGAAGAGGGACACGCUGUAGACUUUAAAGUACCUUUUACCCGUUUCACAAUUGUUUGAAUUCUUUGUGUUUUUUACAGACAAAUGUUUAACACACAUCCAUUUGUAUGGUGUCAUGCUGCCCAGGUCACCAUUUUGUUCCUUUUUUUAUUUAAGAAAUUAGGAAUCCUGUUUGCUUUUUUAAAAUGUAUUUUUAUUUGUAGACUUUUAGUUCAGUGGAAUACUUUUUGUUAGCUAGAAUUUUUCAUAUUGUAUUUUUCUAACAUUGCUUCUUGUUUAAUGUUAAAAACAUUUCAAGUUGACAAUAAAACUCAAGACAAAGAAAUAUAUCUAUAUAUUGAAUUGAAUAGUGUGAUACUUGGACCAGACAUUGUGUAAACUAAUAGUAGCGACAAAUGCUUUUAUUCUUUGUUCCUAAAGCUGUUUAAUAAAUGAUGUCAUAGAGUGAAAA